CCAAGUUCAUGCAAGAAACUCAGCACAGUAGCUCUUUAAUCAUAGUCUACUCAGUACACGUAUAAAUAAGGAUAACUCCAAUUGAUGCAAAAAGUUGAUCGCAAGUUUCUACAUUUGGAUGUUUCAAGACUUAACACCCACACUGCUGCUUUUCUCCUUGAAUGCUUCAAUCUGAGUAUCCUCUUCAGCAUUCCUGAUGGAGGAGUCUAAAAGAGGGGAACAUGUCAACGCCGCUUACGAUCCUAAUCUGGAUGAGCCCCCCAUCUACGAGGAGCCCGGCGGGGAGCACCGGACCGUCCGGCCCUCGGUGAUCAGCGCCUUUGGCCAUGACACUCUGGACCGGCUGCCCCACAUUGACUUCUACCGCAACGAGGGCAGCGUGAGCGGCCACCGGGCCGUGAGGCCGUCGCUGCAGGAGCUGCACGACGUCUUCCAGAAGAAUGGAGCAAUCUCUGUGCCAGAAACUGUGGAGGACGAUAGCGAGAGGAGCGACGGCACCGCCUCGGAGGAUAUGGAGUCUGCCAUCGCCAAUGAAAGCAAGGGAGGAUUGAAGUUUGGCUGGAUAAGAGGGGUCCUGGUGAGAUGCAUGCUAAACAUCUGGGGUGUCAUGUUGUUCAUCCGUCUGUCCUGGGUUUUUGGUCAGGCAGGCUGGGGUCUGGGAAUUGUGGUCAUUCUUCUCAGCUGCGUGGUCACCACCAUCACCGGCCUUUCCAUGUCUGCCAUUUGCACUAACGGCGUGGUUAGAGGAGGAGGAGCUUAUUACUUGAUAUCGCGCAGUUUGGGACCAGAGUUUGGCGGAUCGAUAGGUCUCAUUUUUGCCUUCGCCAAUGCAGUGGCCGUGGCCAUGUAUGUGGUGGGAUUUGCUGAAACGGUGGUUGACUUGCUUGUGGAACAUUCUGCUAUCAUGGUGGAUCCAAUAAACGAUAUCAGGAUCGUUGGAUGCAUUACGGUAGUGCUGCUCUUGGGCAUAUCAUUGGCUGGAAUGGCAUGGGAAGCAAAGGCACAGAUUGUUCUACUCAUCAUCCUGCUGGUGGCCAUAGUUAACGUGUUUGUUGGAACCUUCAUUCCUGCAACUGAUACCAAGAAAUCCCAAGGCUUUUUCAAUUACGACAUGACAAUAUUCAUGGAGAAUUUCAAGCCGGCGUUUAGGAAGGGUGAGAGUUUUUUUUCAGUUUUUUCCAUCUUUUUCCCUGCGGCAACUGGAAUCCUGGCUGGAGCCAACAUCUCAGGAGAUUUGCGGGAUGCCUCAGGCGCCAUACCCAAAGGUACCUUGUUGGCUAUUCUCAUCACUGCUAUCACCUACCUUGCGGUCGCCCUUUCUGUCUCUGCGUGCGUUGUUCGAGAUGCCACAGGAAACUUAACGGACCUCAUCACUUCAACCACUGAUUGCAGUGGUUCAUCAGCAGCAGCAGCGUGUGAACUUGGCUAUGAUUUUUCCUCCUGCAGUACAGAAGAGUGUAAAUAUGGCGCGAUGAACAACUUCCAGGUGAUGACCAUGGUGUCUGGGUUUGGCCCCCUCAUCAUUGCAGGGACAUUCUCAGCUACUCUUUCAUCAGCACUGGCCUCCCUUGUUAGCGCUCCCAAAGUCUUUCAGGCACUGUGUAAAGACAACAUCUACACAGCCCUGCGUUUCUUUGCCAAAGGACACGGCAAGAACAACGAGCCGAUCCGUGGCUAUGUCCUCACAUUCAUUAUCUCUGUGGCCUUCAUUCUCAUUGGUGAUCUGAACCUGAUCGCUCCCAUCAUCUCAAACUUCUUCCUGGCAUCUUAUGCGCUCAUCAAUUUCUCCUGUUUCCAUGCAUCCUAUGCCAAGUCCCCUGGUUGGAGACCGUCGUAUAAAUUCUACAACAUGUGGCUCUCUCUGCUGGGCGCGCUGCUCUGCUGUGUCGUUAUGUUUGUUAUCAACUGGUGGGCUGCUCUGAUCACGUACGCGAUUGAGAUCCUCCUCUACGUGUUCGUCACGGUCAAGAAGCCAGAUGUGAACUGGGGUUCGUCCACGCAGGCGGUGACGUUUGUGAGUGCAGUCGGUAACGCUCUGUCUCUGUCUGGUAUUGAGGACCAUGUCAAGAACUUCAGGCCUCAGAUCUUAGCUCUGACAGGGUCAGUGCGAGUCAGACCAGCUCUCCUCGACUUGGCUCAAUCCCUCACAAAGAACUAUGGACUCUUACUCACCUGUGAAGUUUUUGUGGGCUCGAGGUCGGAUCUCAUUCAGGAGGUGAUGGCUGCACAGGAGAUGAACAUGGUUUGGCUGAGGAAGAACAAACGCAAGGCUUUUUACACGCCUGUGAUCGCUGGGAACAUCAGGCAAGGGACUGACACCAUGCUGCAGGUUUCUGGUCUUGGUCGUAUGAAGCCUAACAUUUUAAUGAUAGGCUUCAAGAGAGACUGGGAGACAGCGGGCCGGGACGCAGUCCAGAAUUAUGUAGGGAUACUCCAUGAUGCAUUCGACUUCGAGAAUGGCACAGUGAUGCUGAGGAUGGACCAGGGUCUGGAUGUGUCACACAUCAUCGAGGCAGACGAGGAGACGCUGAAGGCAGCGAGAGAGCAGGAGGAACUGGAUAAUGAGAUGAUGCCAAACGGAGGGAAAUCGAAGGGAUUCUUCAGGAAGUCCAACAGGUCAUCUCAGCAAGUUCUCACAACCAGAGUGUCAGUGUGCGCCCCUCCAUCGCCGCAGGUCGCCGAGAUGAAUGCGAAGCUGGCUGUGGACGGUGCUCAAUUUAAGAGGAAGCAGCCUAAAGGCACCAUAGAUGUGUGGUGGCUGUUUGAUGAUGGAGGUCUAACCUUGCUGCUCCCCUACAUCCUCACCACCAGAAAGAAGUGGAAAGACUGUAAAUUAAGGAUAUUCAUUGCAGGGCAGCCCGGACGCAGUGAGCUGGAUAAACAGGAGAUGAAGUCCCUGUUGGAGAAAUUCAGAAUUAACUGCAGUGACAUCAAUGUGAUUGAUGACAUCCACAUCAGUCCCAGGAACGACAGCGUGAAUAAGUUAGAGGACAUGAUUAAGCCUUUCCGUCUGCACGGGGGGUCUAAAGACACUUCUCGGGCUCCACACAACGAGAACUCCUGGAAAAUCACUGAGGAGGAGCUGAGCAGCUUUGAGGAGAAGACCAACCUCCAAGUACGACUCAAUGAGCUCCUUCAGGAACACUCGAGCACAGCUAGGCUGAUAGUUGUGAGCAUGCCUAUUGCACGUAAGGGAUCGGUCUCUGAUUUCCUCUACAUGGCCUGGCUGGACAUUCUGACAAAAGACCUUCCACCCACUCUGCUCAUAAGAGGAAACCACAAGAGUGUGCUUACUUUCUACUCAUGAGCACCCUGUAGGCAAAACCACAAAGUACUAUGUAGCUGGAGAUGAAAAACAUGGUAUAACUAUAAUAUUGAACCAUGUUUAUGAAGUGUACUAGUACGUGGAUGAUAUUCAGUCUUCCAGACCAACUCUAAAGGGAAACAUUCACAUUAUGAUUCUAUCUGAACAAAGAAAAACUGAGGAAAUGCAAGCAAUAAAAAAAAAGGUGUUAAGAUGGUGUACUUGACAAUAGUGUAAUAUUUCAGUCCUUCAAUAUUCUACCAUUAACCUGGUUUUACUUUUUGGUCUGGUAUGAACUGUUUUGAUGAGGCUAGUGGCAAUUAGUGUGUUUAAAUUCAACAAGAUUACCUGUACUGUGUGAUGCUGUACCCAAGCAACAAGCUUUUUUUAGCAUGACUACACCACGGCGACCAAGGAAAGCAAUUCUGCUGCAUCCAGAGACGUCAGUCAGAGACGAGACUAAUCUACGUCAAAUCAGCUCAAUGAGCAGUUAGAGACAGACAGAGAUGACAAAAGGCUGCUGCAGUGGUUACACUGAAAGACUGUGACUGUAAAAUAAAUGUACAUACUAUUCCAAAGUGGAUUUUUUUUUUUACAAAAAACAAACAACACAAAUUAAUGGUAACAUAAUUAUAUUGACUACAUUAAAGCCACUCUAUGUAGCAAUACCACUUCUGAUCAUAUGGUGGGCGGUAUAUCAUAAGAAACUUCAUAUGUAGAUCAAGUGGACCUCUAGUGGGACCAAGUGGUAUUGCAAGACAUGCCACUUUGUCCCCACUUGUAAACAUGUUUAACUCUUUUGUUAAUGCAGCAGCUCUAUAUGCCUCCAUGUGGUCAGAAGUGGUACUGCUGUACACUGCUUCCCCUGGCCAUCCAGGCCGCCCCGGGGGGCCGGGGAGGAUCUGGCUGGAAUAACGUGAUCCUUCCAAACGCUACGUCCAGCCAGGGAAGCCCCACCCUGUCUGGUGAAAAGAGGCGGACUGCUCACUCCUCAAGCAAGAAGGAGGCUUGAGCUCAGUGCAGGGCCCUCCCGGGGUUGGUACAGGGAGAGUAAAGCUCAGGAUUGAUACUUAGGUAGGGGCACUGGGUGAUAAAAAUUGGAAAAAGAAUCAUGGGAUAAAAAUAUAAUUUAAAAAAAUGAAGAAGUGGUACUGCUACCCAGAUUGGCAUUAAUACUGUGUCUUUUCCCAUGUGGUCAUUCAAUUCAAUUCAAUUCAAUUCAAUUCAAUUCCUUUAUUGUCAUUAUAAGCAGUGCGAACAACGAAAUUAGAUAGCAACUCUGUGGUGUUACAACAACAUAAAAAACACAGGACAAUUAAAUAAUAAAAAGCAUGUAUCAACUAAGAUCUGCUACUAAACAUGUAUAAUAAUAAAUAAUAAACAGUAAAACAGCUAGCUUGUACCGGGUUGAAGUGCAUGGUUAAAGUGCAAGAGUGGCAAACAGGUUAGUGGCAUAAAGGUUCAAUUAUAUGUUUUUAAAACUUUCUUGAUAUUCACCGAAUGUACAACACCCAUUCAGCAAUUGUUUACCUGCUCCACAUUACGUUGCUUCAAUGUUUUAAUGUUACUAGCAAACUAUAUGUUUUAGUUUAAAGACAAUCGAGCAAAGCGAAACAUUGUGAAAACUAUUCUUCUGUACAUUUUUGUCAACUUUCUGUCUUCCUAUUUAAAUAAAUGAUAUGGUUCACAUUAAAUAAACAAGUAAUAUAAUUUACAA
Messenger RNA from Cololabis saira (Pacific saury), 5021 nucleotides. It is a transcript of the gene slc12a1, whose product is annotated as solute carrier family 12 member 1. Gene Ontology annotation, biological process: potassium ion homeostasis; potassium ion import across plasma membrane; sodium ion homeostasis. Gene Ontology annotation, molecular function: sodium:potassium:chloride symporter activity. Gene Ontology annotation, cellular component: membrane. NCBI's taxonomy places the organism in Eukaryota, Metazoa, Chordata, Actinopteri, Beloniformes, Belonidae. The transcript is spliced from 26 exons. The coding region runs from base 197 to 3307 and encodes 1036 amino acids. The record is from RefSeq and is a predicted model, not a curated record.